AUUGAAGCCUAAAAAAAGCUUGUAUAUUUAUGGCCCCUUCCAUGAAACAGAAGGUCUCAACUCAGUCCUCCGCCUGUCUUGCAUAAAUGGCUCGGUCUCUUUCUCUUAUUUACAUGUGAAUAUGACAUGGCAAAAAAGAAGGUCUAGAUAGAGAGAGACUUUGAGAGAGACCUUAGAGAAAAAGGUAAGAGAGAUGCGUUUUUAAUUUUCUCAGGGUAGAGUGCUCUUCAAAGACCAGCCUUUCCUGCAAUACACAGUUGCCAAAUAAGUAACAGUUUGCUUUUUAUUUUGUUCCCUUGGUUAUUUCAGCUGUCACUUUCUUGAGGUAUACAUGUUUGUUGAUCUUCUUCUUUUCCUUUUUUUGUAAUAAAAACUUAAAUUUUGAUUUUAAAUUGUUAGAGAUGACAUUGACAGUGAAACAAGUCUGCUUUUUGUCUGCUUCUUUCAUCAGUUACUUUACCACCAGUACUUACCUACAUUCCUCAUUUUUGUCUUCAAUUUAGAUGUGCUAGCAGUUUUUCCCUGGCUUUUUUAAAGCUCUUUUUCAUUGACUGCUUCUUUCAGAAAUGCAUCAAACUAGACUGUACCCGGAUCAAAAUCAAGUCUUGAUUAGCUGUUUUUGAAGCAUUUCUUAUCUGCAAAAUUUGGGAGCAAGUGUUUGUGAAAAGUCUUAGAGAGAGUUUUGGAGUAGAAACUUCAGUUCUUUAGUGUCAAAAUGAGAGAUUUCCCAUCUUGUUUUGGUGAAAAUGGGGUUCAAGUGGCUGAUUCUUCGUCUUCAAAUACUAGUAAAAAUGCACAGAAUUUGGUUACUUGUGUGUAUCAAUGUCGAAUUCGAGGCCGGUCUUGCUUGAUUACUAUUACAUGGAGUAAGAAUUUGAUGGGUCAAGGUCUAAGUGUAGGGAUUGAUGAUUCUGCAAAUCAUUGUUUAUGUAAGGUUGAUAUUAAACCGUGGUUGUUCUCAAAAAGAAAAGGGUCUAAGAGUUUAGAGGCAUAUUCUUGUAAAAUUGAUAUAUAUUGGGACCUUUCAUCAGCUAAAUUUGGAUCUGGGCCUGAACCAUCAGAGGGAUUUUAUGUUGCUGUUGUUGUGGAUAGGCAAAUGGCUCUCCUUCUUGGGGAUAUGAGAAAAGAAGCUUUCAAGAAAACUGGUGCCACUCCUAUUCCUUCCAAUACUGUUUUUGUUGCAAAAAGAGAGCAUGUUUUUGGCAAGAAAGCGUUCCGUACCAAGGCUCAGUUUUGUGACAAUGGUCAAAUUCAUGAUCUCGUGAUUGAAUGUGACACGAUUGGUGUCAGUGACCCAUGUCUUUUGCUUCGUGUGGACUGUAAGACAGUGAUGCAGGUGAAACAACUCCGGUGGAAGUUCCGGGGGAACCAUACCAUAUUGGUUGAUGGGCUAGCAGUUGAAUUGUUUUGGGAUGUACAUAAUUGGCUCUUUGGUACAUCAGUUGGAAAUGCUGUUUUUAUGUUCAAGACUUGCUCCUCAGCUGAGAAGUUGUGGGCUAGCCAACCGCUUUCAGAUCCAAAUGUGUUGCCACGGUCCUUCUCCCAGAGAUUUCUGGAUUCCAGAUCACAAAAUCUUGGUUUUUCAUUGAUUUUGUAUGCUUGGAAGCAUGAAUAGAGGGACUCAGAAAUUAUUAUUUGAGAGCUAACAAAAACAUUAGUGAGUUGUGAAUUUUAUUAAUUAUGUCGGUUACACUUAGUUUUAUUAAACGAGAUCCAUUUGUUUACUUCACCUGUUUUUUCCAGUUGAAAACUUUAGCAAUUGAAUGGAUCACAUAAAAUUUUGUGUUUUA
This is a messenger RNA of Populus nigra (black poplar), 1790 nucleotides long. RefSeq lists its product as uncharacterized. The coding region runs from base 716 to 1615 and encodes 299 amino acids. The transcript is spliced from 2 exons. The record is from RefSeq and is a predicted model, not a curated record. NCBI's taxonomy places the organism in Eukaryota, Viridiplantae, Streptophyta, Magnoliopsida, Malpighiales, Salicaceae.